Messenger RNA from Candidula unifasciata, 720 nucleotides. The record is from the annotation of a GenBank genome assembly. NCBI's taxonomy places the organism in Eukaryota, Metazoa, Mollusca, Gastropoda, Stylommatophora, Geomitridae.
AUGGGUAAGCAUGUACGGUGCCGGUGUGAGCAUGUACGGUGCCGGUGUGAGCAUGUACGGUGCCGGUGUGAGCAUGUACGGUGCCGGUGUGAGCAUGUACGGUGCCGGUGUGAGCAUGUACGGUGCCGGUGUGAGCAUGUACGGUGCCGGUGUGAGCAUGUACGGACAGGCCGGUGUGAGCAUGUACGGUGCCGGUGUGAGCAUGUACAGUGCCGGUGUGAGCAUGUACGGUGCCGGUGUGAGCAUGUACGGUGCCGGUGUGAGUGUGAGCGGUGCCGGUGUGAGCAUGUACGGUGCCGGUGUGAGCAUGUACGGUGCCGGUGUGAGCAUGUACGGUGCCGGUGUCAGCAUGUACGGUGCCGGUGUGAGCAUGUACAGUGCCGGUGUGAGCAUGUACGGUGCCGGUGUCAGCAUGUACGGUGCCGGUGUGAGCAUGUACAGUGCCGGUGUCAGCAUGUACGGUGCCGGUGUCAGCAUGUACGGUGCCGGUGUGAGCAUGUACGGUGCCGGUGUGAGCAUGUACGGUGCCGGUGUGAGCAUGAACGGUGCCGGUGUGAGCAUGUACGGUGCCGGUGUGAGCAUGUACGGUGCGGGUGGGGGCAUGUACGGUGCCGGUGGGAGCAUGUACAGUGCCGGUGUGAGCAUCCCUGGCUCCGAUCCUUGCUGACUGGAGAUACGGUGUUCGGAUUCCCUUCAAGUAGUGUUUGUCAGGUAGCAUAA